AGGCGGCCACUCCCACCCAAUGUUGAACUGAGAUCAUGUACGAAAGACGAUCUUCCGCAUCUAAAACGCUUGACAAAUCUACUGCUCCCCAUUCCUUACCCCGACAAGUUCUUCAAGGAAAUAAUCGAUGAUCCCGUCACCGCGUCCAUCACGCUCUUGGCCUUCUGGCACGAUGAUCCAUCCCUCAGCACCACUACAAAGGGACGUCUGGUAGGAGCUAUUCGCUGCAGAUUACUGGCGCCCACCUCGUUGUCCAGUGGACUUCAUAGCAAAGAGCCAGAAGCUCCGAUGCUGUACUUGAGCACUCUUGUGCUGCUCUCCCCUUAUCGACAACAUGGCAUUGCCACUCACCUGCUUCGUACGCUCACACAGCGCGCUGUGCUCGACUACGGAGUGACACGAGUCGGUGCACAUGUGUGGGAGGCGAAUGCUGACGCUCUCGAAUGGUAUCGCAAGCGAGGCUUCCAAGAAACCAGACGUGAUUCAGGGUACUAUCGUCGUCUGAACCCUCAGACCGCAAUCAUUGUCGAACGCAAAGUUGGUGUCACAGACCUU
This is a messenger RNA of Sphaerulina musiva SO2202, 555 nucleotides long. RefSeq names its product acyl-CoA N-acyltransferase. The transcript has a single exon. Gene Ontology annotation, molecular function: acyltransferase activity, transferring groups other than amino-acyl groups. NCBI's taxonomy places the organism in Eukaryota, Fungi, Ascomycota, Dothideomycetes, Mycosphaerellales, Mycosphaerellaceae. The record is from RefSeq and is a predicted model, not a curated record. Gene Ontology annotation, cellular component: NatA complex. The annotation marks the transcript as partial. Gene Ontology annotation, biological process: mitotic sister chromatid cohesion.